GUAUCGAUGCCAAAAUUACUUGGUAUCGAUCGAAAAGUAUCGAAAUCAUUAUAGUAUGCCGUAGAAAACUAACCAAAGAAGCAAGGAAAUUAAAAACCCAGGAUACUAGUAGCAGCAAGGCAAUCUUAAUAAGCAGCGAAUGAUCCGUUUCGAAAUUUAGAGGAAUAACCUGGCUUAUGAGGCGCUCCGCUUUGCCAACACAACCCAAAACCAAAAAAAAAAUGUUAUGCCGUCUCUGUGUAAAGGAAUCUCUUUGCUUUCUGAAUAUUUUUGAUUCGGAUGGCAAAAAGUUGGACAUCGCUCAUAUACUAGAACGCCAUUUUUGGUUUAAGCCCCGUCCUGAUGAUCGAAUUUCCCCAGCUAUAUGUACAAUUUGCUGGUCGAAAGUAUACAACUUCCACCAAUUCUAUGUAGAGAUAGAAGAGGCUCAUUCUAAACUUAGUGCUAGUAAUGUGGAAAAGGAGUUUGUCCGGGAAUACGUUGGCAAUGAGUUUAUCGAAAAUGACCUUGUCAAAGAAGAGUUUUCUAUUACGCCCAGCUCCACAAUUGAGCCACAAAAGGAAUUUGCGGAUCCUGAGUUUAUCGAAAUCGAAUACAAUGCUGAAGAGUUUUCAGAAGCGCCUUGCUCCGGAAUAAGGAAACGAAAGGAAUCCGUUGAACUUGAGCUUAUCAAAAGCGACGUUAACGCAAAAGAGCUUUCCGGAGAUCUAUGCUUGAGUAUCAGUAUAAAAAAUGAACAAAAUAGUUCAUUUACCGAACUAAUUGCUGAUAUAGAUGACAGUGACUAUUUAAAUGAAGAAUACGAUAAAUUAAGUAACGAUGUGGAACAUUUAAAUCGUUCAGGAGAUGCACAGGACCCUGCUCUAUUAACAAACACAUCUGUUAAAAAUCGAAAGAGACGUAAAACGACAAAGAAAAAACUUCCUAGUUCGGGACGAAAACCUUUAAAAGGCUCAUAUAAAGAAAUAAGUAAGACAUUUACAGAUGCAUCCUUAACAAUUUGCGAUGCCCAGGAUCCUGCGCUUCUGACAGAAAAGCCUACGGAACCUAUUACAGACGCAUCUUUAUCGUUUUGUAAUGCACAGAACUCUGCCCUAUUAACAAACAAGUCUACAGAACCUGUCAAAAAUCGAAAGAGACUUACAACGACAAAGAAAAACCAUCCUAUUUUGAGAAAAAAACGGAUAAAAGCUUCGUGCCAAGGAAAAAAAACAUACACAGACGUAUCCUUAUCGACUUGUGAUGCCCAGGAACCUGAACUUUUAACAGAGAAGUCUACGGAACCUAUUAUAGAUGCAUCUUUAUUGAAUUAUGAUGCCAAAGAGCAUUCCGAAAAUACUACAAAAUCUGCUAAAAAUCAAAAGAAACUUACAGUGUCGGAAAAAAAAAUUGCUGAGUUGAGACAAAAACGUGGUGUAAAAACUACAUGCAAAGAUGAUGAAUUGGUAAAGAAAUACAUUCCUAUGAGAUGUAACGAGUGUAUUUUCGAUUGCGACGACUUCUCCUUGCUGAGAAACCACUUUCGAUUAGCUCAUCCAAAUACAAAACCCUAUGUGAAAUGCUGUAACAGAAAAUGGCUUCACUGGAUGUCAAUUGUACACCAUGCCUACAAGCACGACGAUCCCGAGCUUCUUAAGUGCCAAGAAUGCCAGAAAGAUUUUAAUGAUUUAGGGACCCUAUCGCGGCACAUGCUUGACCAUCAUGCACCAGAGAAAGACCAAAUUUUUAUCUGCGACGUAUGCCCUAAAAAGUUUGCACGGAAAGUAAGGCUGGAUCUUCAUCGUAGCACGCAUGUACCAAUGAACGAGCGAACGUUCAUAUGCGACCAAUGUCCCAAUAGUCGCUUUGGCUGUAAGACGAUGUUGCUAAUUCACAAUAAAAAGGUCCAUCACCACACAUCCUUCGUAUGUCAUGUUUGUGCCAAAAAAAUAAAAACCAAGGCGUUUUUUGAAAAGCAUGUGCGCUUGCAUUUUGAAGAAAGUGGACCGAAAGUCAAGUGCACAGUAGAUGGUUGUGAUCACUGGCUUAAAGACGAGGAUUGUUUACGCCUGCAUCUCCGAAGGUUUCACUCCAAAAAUAAAGAUAAAUUAUUUACAUGCGAAGUAUGCGGAGGAGAGUAUAAAAGUAGGGCCUCUAUUACCAACCACAUGCUGCGCGUUCAUCCCAAAACGACAUAUCCUUGCAAAAUAUGCAAUAAAACUUUCAAGAGACCGCGCAAUUUAAACGAUCACAUGGCUCAGCAUACUGGUGAAAGUAACUAUACGUGCCUGUUUUGUACGUCCACUUUCAAUACACACGGAAAUUAUUACACACAUUUAAAGAAAUCUCACCCCGUUGAAUAUGAAAAUUUUCUAAAAAACAAAAAAUGAGAGUUUGCAAAAUUAAGAAGUCGAUUGUUAGUGAAAAGUUAAUGCUUAAACGUUGCCGUUUGGAUCGUCGUAAGACAAGUAUAAGUGUAGAAUAUAAACCAUUUAGCUAUGCAAAAAAAACCAAAAAAGUGGCUCGAUAGAACUUCUCACGCUGGUUUCAACUGCACCAACAUUUUUUUGCGCAAAAAUAUAAAGUACGUAUAAAAGGUUGAA
This is a messenger RNA of Rhagoletis pomonella (apple maggot), 2582 nucleotides long. RefSeq names its product transcription factor grauzone-like. The coding region runs from base 177 to 2369 and encodes 730 amino acids. Gene Ontology annotation, biological process: regulation of transcription by RNA polymerase II. Lineage: Eukaryota; Metazoa; Arthropoda; Insecta; Diptera; Tephritidae. Gene Ontology annotation, cellular component: nucleus. The transcript is spliced from 6 exons. Gene Ontology annotation, molecular function: zinc ion binding; RNA polymerase II transcription regulatory region sequence-specific DNA binding; DNA-binding transcription factor activity, RNA polymerase II-specific. The record is from RefSeq and is a predicted model, not a curated record.